AUGUCUCCGCAACACGAAUUCAAGAUAGUGACUUCGAGGAAAAAACGUUCUGAUCCAGUAGUAUUAGUUGUCGGCCCAGAGAAAGAAGUAUUCGCAAUCUCUCAAGCCCUUCUCGUCGACUCCAUUGAAUACUUCAGGAUAGCCUUUCUCCAUGGACACUUCAGAGAGGGCAUAGAAAAGGAAAUUUAUUUAGAAGAUGAGAAGCCCGAAGCCAUUGAACUAUUAGUUGGAUGGCUUCAAAAGUCCAAAGUAAACCUCGACUUUACCAGCGAGACCUACAGGAAUUUCUGGGAGCUUCGUAUCACCGCAGACAAAUGGUGUUCGGAAAAGCUUGCAAACGAUGUUUCCGACAUCAUCUUAGCUCUUAGAGGAUCACACAUCCCCUUCGAACACCGAGAGGCAUGGAAACUUUCUGGUGAUGACACUUCUGCCAUUUGGCGACUCUCGCUACCAAAUUCGUCCAUUAGAAAACUCUGCAUCCAAUGCUUAGCCUGGGAAUUUCGCGAAGAUUUGGAUGAUCCAAGGGAUGGUACGGUGAUUGGGCCCCUUAUUGUCAACAGACUGCGUGAUAUUGUCGACAUGCCUGAUUACAUCGCCAAGGAUAUCCAAGCCGAUUUCGACCCUAGCAAACCCUGCGAUUUCCAAUACAAAUACAAUACCUCUUGGCAUGAGAAAAGAGUUCGGGACCGUUGUGACUUUCACGAUCAUCGUGAUGGGCAAAGGAAAUAUGGAGAGGUAAAAUAUAGCGUUGAUACCGUUGAUGUAUUGGAUAUGGCUGGAUUUCUCAUCAGAAAGCCCAGAGUUAACCAGGCUUGGAAUGAUGGGGGAAAGAAGUCAUUAAUAGCAUUUUCGACCAUGGAAUUUUUCGACCGUUUCUUAUCACAAUAG
Molecule: messenger RNA, 888 nt
Organism: Botrytis porri
Lineage: Eukaryota; Fungi; Ascomycota; Leotiomycetes; Helotiales; Sclerotiniaceae
Exons: 2
Coding region: 1-888 (295 amino acids)
Molecular function (GO): protein binding
Source: RefSeq, a predicted model, not a curated record